GUCAUUUUUUCAUGUAAACGUAACUGGGUCGAGGAAAACACACCCCGUAGCAGUAAGUCAGCUGGACUUCUGCAACACUCAGCUGAUCGUGGUCCCAAAGUUUCGUUUCUCCCUCUCAGUGCAGUUACUUUCGUUUUCCCCGCAGUAGCUCACGUCAUAAACUGAGGCUGAAUCCACAGUGAAUCCAGGCUGUGUUGACUGUACUCGGUCCUGUUGGCUACAGAAGAUGGCCUGUCGUCGCGCCAUGUCUCGUCUUCUUCCUCAGUGGUCCUCUCGUGUGUUUUCAGUGGAGCUGAAUGGAGCACCUUUCUACUUUUCAAUACAAGAAAAGCACCGAGGAGAGGAAAUACCACAAGUGUUCAGGCAAGUCCAAAACUACGAUAGGUGUUACUCACUGCUUGUCUGCAGCAGCGACAGAAUCAAACAGGCCAGGUUUCACUCGGAGCUGAAGGAGAAGUUGAGAAGAGACUUGCCCACAGAGUGCGACUUGUCCCCCAUGUCCUCGUUCCUACCAAAUGUCAAGGAUUCUCUCGUGAAAGGCUACUUUCUAAAAGAUAUGUCUGUGGGUUCAACCCUGUCUGAAAAACUUCUGCGAGACGUAAUCCAGCAUGAUCCGGUGCUUGUGUGUUCCUACUUAAAGAGUGAGGAUGGACAGCUGUGGACUCAGCGUCUGUGGAGAGAUGCAGGCAGCCACAGCGUGGAAACGUCAAAGGACUAUUAUGUUGUGCCAUCAGAAGCGCCAGAAUAUCACCCAGCUACUCUCAACAUCAUCAACUCUGAUGUUUUCUACAGCUUUGAGGAGGCGUAUGAAGUCCUUAAAGAGGUUAUUAUUGUCCACUGCUUAUCCUCUCCUCACAGGUUUAGGCUUCAAGAUUUUGCAUUUGACAGCUACACUCCAAUCAGGAAUACCCAUGUGAUACCCUUCUAUGGUCAAAAGACAUAACUUGUUUGAUUAGACUGUUAGUUUAAGAUAAACACAACAUCCGUCUUUCUAUCCAGAGGGAACAUUUUGAUUACCCAUACUCUUCUUUUGAGGAAGAAGUCUAACUUUAGUCCAACUUUGUUUUUUUUUAAGUGAUGAUGGAGAGAUGAUGAGGCGUUUUGUGAAAUAGUUCAAAAUGCCGUCAUCCACUCUUUUAUAAAUAGCAUGUAUAGCACAUGGUACAUUUGAAAAUACCAUAAAUGUACGUUAUGGCAUGUAAUAGCCUGACUAGAUAUAGCAGUUAUGUCUACUUGUAAAAACUGUAUUUUCACUUGUGAGAGAUGUAAUUUUAGAUUUCCACUAGCUAUAUAUUAUGGGUAUCCUAAAUUGAAAUGACAACAAGUGACAGUAUAGUUCAGGUAUAAAUAUUAAAUGUAAAAACAUUGUUCCAUAGACUAAAUAGAUACAGAUAUCUGCAACUCAAUUCUGACAAAAUGAGCAUUUAUAAUACCCACACUGAUAUCUCACCAAUCCUCACAUGCCUUCCCAGGUAAAUCUACCAUUAGCAGCUCAUUCCUACAAGAACAAGUGACUUUGCUAAUGCUGAACAUGUGUAUUAGACCUCCAGUUUCAGAUAUCUGCAGUAUCAUUCCUUCUAAGCAGAAUGAGCUUUUUAGAUUUCAUAAAAACAAACUCCCAUGUCAGAUAUCAAUAAUGGAACUGUUUGAUAAUUAAAAAGGGAAAGAAUUAUAUUGCAGGUGUUGUUUAAGAAUAACACCAGAAAUGAAAAAAACAUGUAUACCAGUAGUGCUAUAUAUGUCAAAACUGCUUUCUAUAGGGAGUAAAAUGUUUAUGAUCAGGAUUCUUAUCAUAGAUAUCAAAAGCUGCAUCUUACUAGUCAUACAUGUGAAAAUGUGAAUGUGAACACUUAUCCAAAAUGUUCACUCUAGACAGGAAGACUGAUAUUAUGAUUAUCUGAAAAGAGCAAAGAUUUAAAAGUCUGUUGAGAAAUUUGAAACAUAUUUGUCAAGCCAUAAGCUCAGCCAGAACAUAGCAAAUAAAAGUAUUCAGCCACUACAUAUAUCAGAGUUAUAUAUCAGAUGUGGGUAAAGCAAACCUUCCCUAUAACAAUAUGGAAACAGCAGCAGACAUAAACAUUCAGUCAUUAUAAUUGUUACUUUUCUUUAGCAAUUUAAAGAGUAGGAAGCGGCUGAAAACUGUUGCUUUAGAAGAAAAAUUCAACAUAAUAGUUAAAAAACGGUUAAAGCUAACAGCUCUUGUCUUCAGGUUGCCAGAGUUUUGUUUGUUUGUUUGUUUGUUUUGUUUGACACAGGGUUUUACUAAGGAAUAGGGUUUUUAUGUCCCUAAACAUGUUGGCUGUCCUUUUCUAUUUCAGCUGCUGGUCAGUUGUGGAACUGUUAAAAACUAACAAAUGUCAGAUAACCUUUUAUUUGACUGAUAAACUGGAAGCUGGCAAUGAGUCAUCCUGAACAGUGCAGCUAUGCUCAAUUACUUUAUGUACAAGAAACUGCAGAAUGGCGCACCCGUGUGGCAAAGGAAGGUAUGGUCGUGUGCACCAAAGAGGCAAUAGCAUUUUGCAUUUACUCUCAGUACCAGGUGGUUCAUUACUGUGUGUAUCUUUGACUUGAUCCUGCCUCCUCAGCAGAAAACUGAUCAUGUCUGUUCUGCAGAGCGCUGACAUCAUCCCAGAGGCGACAUCUGUUCUGGAGUUGCUGCCCAGCCGAGCGAAGGCCAGAAGUAAACCAGACUUCCCUGUUAUUGUCAUAGAAGGCCUGGAUGCCACAGGUUAAUGCCAUUACUUUAUAAAUGAAUACAGGAGUAGUUUGAUGUAUAGAUGUCUGGCUAAAGUGAUGGCCCGUUGUUGUCUGCUGGAGCCAUUAUCUGCCAGUGAGUCUGGCCUAAUGGAAUAUCAUGUGUCAUGACCUCAGAAAAGUUACAUCACUGUGGAAAUGGUUUAUUGAAGAGCUCAGUGAUCUAAUAGUCUGUGCAAACCUCAUGAAAAGUUAGCAGUGUGGGUAGAAAGGAGCUUUAAAAGUCACCCCAGUCUCUUGAUGCACUUAAAAUACGGCGGGUUCUGCCUUUUUUGCUGUUAGACUAUUUGGAGUUUGAGCUUUGUUUUUGAACUCACUCUUUUCUCCUCACAGGUAAGACCACGCUGACUGAGUCUCUUAGGGAUACUCUUGGGGCUGCUCUUCUUCGGUCCCCUCCCAAGUGCCUUUCCCCCUUGAGGGCCUGCUUUGAUCGGGAGCCGCCCCUCAUCCGCAGGGCCUUCUACGCUCUUGGGAACUACAUCACAGCUGAGGAAAUAGGCCAGGAGGGCAUGAAGACACCUGUCAUCGUUGACAGGUAAAGGCAGCUGAAGUGCUAUGAAGUUUGCCUGUUUUUUUGACCUGUUUGAUAAAAAAAGGGACAAAGAUCCUUUCCCGAGGGAGACAAACCUUGACUUCAGCGCGUGAAACCCCUGCUCCUGUACCUGAUCAUCCAUCUAUCUAUCCAGCUUCAGCUUUGAAAUCUAUUUUCCAUUAUCUGUCCCCAGGUUCUGGCACAGCACAGCAGCUUAUGCCAUUGCUACAGCAGUGAGUGGUCCGGUGUGCAACCUCCCAGCAGACAGCUCAGCGGUCUAUAGGUGGCCUCGGGACCUGCUGCAGCCAAGCCUGGUGGUCUUACUCACCUUGGACCCUGAGGAGAGGAAGAGAAGGCUGAGGGAUAGAGGUGAAGGAGAGACUGCAGAGGAGCAAGAGCUAGACCACAAUCAGCUUUUCAGACUCAAGUGAGUAAUGUGUAUAAUUUAUCAAGUUUGCAUUUUGGCAUUAAAGGGACAGUUCGCUUUUUUUCUAUUUGGGUUGUAAGAGAACAUCAUAUUUAUAAUCCAACAGACCAAAAGUUGUACAGGAUGGAGACUCUUCAGCAAAUGUACAUUGCACCAUGAAUAACUUUUCUUAAAGGUGUCUUGAGAUUGUGCUACCUUAACAUUUUAACUAUCUGUCUCAAGUCAUCCAUAACCCGCAAAGCAACCAGGGUGGAUAACAACAGAAAAAAAGACGAAGAGAAAUCUCAGUAGACACACUUAGCUGUGUGACAUGUGGACAAAUGUUGUUCAGCCUGUGAUGAAAAAAAGUUCCUUCGGAGUGUGAGAACAUAAAAAAAAAAAAACAACAGAUGGAGGUUCACACUGUACUGCUCGUUUCACUGAGUCAGGUCAGCUCAGCUCUGUCUUAGUCUGAUCCAUCAAACACUUAACAAUCAAUUACUGUCCCGUGGGGGGAAGCGGCUGAUGAGAAAGAACAGGUGAUUAGUUGCUGAGCUGUUGUGCUCCAUUAAGCCGGUCAAAACUCGCAGACACUGGCUGGCCUGAUAGUCGCUGCGAAGACAGGUCGAUGGCUACUUUCAUUCAUCCUCUGUCCUGACAUAAUGGCCUUUCCACAUGGGACGGCCAGAUGUUGGGCCAGCAGAGAGAGAGAGAGAAGAGAGGCCACUACUGCUUAGAGAGAGAGAUGGAGAGAGGGUGUCUGCUUUUCCAUUUGUCUCAGGAAAUGGCCAUCUGUGUUGUUGAAUUUUUUCAUCUUUUGUCUCUUUGACCGCUUUUCUCUUUGUGCGCCAAAUCAGUGAGCAGCUUAAUUACCCAAAGGUGUCCUGAAAUGUGCAAUGAAAGUGUUGUUUGUAAUGUGUAUAUGCCUACUUUUCUCAGUUGUUGAAAUGAUGCUUGUGUGUGUCUCUUCAGAGUGGAGGAGGCUUACCGGAGGAUCAGCGGGCCAGCCUGCAUCACCGUGGAUGCUAGUCCUCCUGCAGACCAAGUGCUCCAACAAGUGCUGCUUUUAAUUAGGGGCAAAUGCCACUUGUAAACAAUCAUCUCCAUCUCCCCCUGCUGUCGGCCAAGCGUUGAGUGGAUGCAGUACCUCUCUUUAACCACUGGGUGCCAGUAAGGUGUUGUAAAUGUGACAGUGGGGGGACUCGGACAGUUUGGGCUUAGCAGGGGAGAUACUGCUCAGGAUGAGUAAAGGUUGAAUGACCAGGGAGCAAAACUACAAACAGACAUGUGUGCAAGCUUAGAUCUUGAUUUAGAAACACACAAAUACAUUUACAAAGUGUUGUCAAGGAGGAAAUUUAACUGCUAUUGGAACUUUUUUGAAUUCAAACAUGGUGUAGCUGCAUUUAUCAACAGUCGCUAAUUAUUCCUUUAAAACAGAUAGAGGGAGAUAAUUUUCCAAGUAUUAGUUUGAUUUCAUUUAAACACAAACAGAGAAAUGAAAAACAAGAAAAAUGGACCAAAACAAAAUGAGCGAAAGCCACACAAGAAUAAAAACACUGAAAAAAAUAUUGUUUACAUCAAGAUAAAAGAAAGAAGCUUUAAUAUGUUUCGAUACAGUUUCAGAAUAAAAGAAAGUUAGACUGAA
Messenger RNA from Xyrichtys novacula (pearly razorfish), 5337 nucleotides. NCBI's taxonomy places the organism in Eukaryota, Metazoa, Chordata, Actinopteri, Labriformes, Labridae. The record is from the annotation of a GenBank genome assembly.